Molecule: messenger RNA, 2041 nt
Organism: Mauremys reevesii (Reeves's turtle)
Lineage: Eukaryota; Metazoa; Chordata; Testudines; Geoemydidae
Gene: DLAT
Product: dihydrolipoamide S-acetyltransferase
Exons: 14
Coding region: 42-1931 (629 amino acids)
Biological process (GO): pyruvate decarboxylation to acetyl-CoA
Cellular component (GO): pyruvate dehydrogenase complex
Molecular function (GO): dihydrolipoyllysine-residue acetyltransferase activity
Source: RefSeq, a predicted model, not a curated record
UCAUUGCCGGAGCGGCGGGCGGGUCCCGGCUUCACAGCAGCAUGUGGCGCGUGUUCGCGCGGCGCCUCGCCCCGUGCGCGGCCCCGCGGCGAGUGCCCGGCGCGGCGGGCGCGAGCCCGGCCCGGGGGGGCCGCGCCCUGAGUGGAGGGAGCUGGAGCCGGAGCGGCCCGGGCCCCCGGCCCGUGGGGCGGCUGCUGCCGCCGCCGAGGGAACCCUGGCCCCGCCUCGUCCCCCGGCGGUGGUGCAGCCUCCCGCCGCACCAGAAGGUGCCUUUGCCGGCUCUUUCGCCUACAAUGCAGAUGGGGACUAUCGCUCGGUGGGAGAAGAAGGAAGGGGAGAAGAUCAGCGAGGGAGAUCUGAUUGCAGAGGUGGAAACAGACAAAGCGACAGUGGGAUUUGAGAGUCUGGAAGAAUGUUAUUUGGCCAAGAUCCUGGUAGCAGAAGGGACAAGAGAUGUUCCCAUUGGGUCUGUAAUAUGUAUCACAGUUGAAAAGCCUGAGUUUAUUGAUGCCUUUAAGAAUUUUACCUUGGAUUCCGCAGCAUCUGCUGCUCCAGCAGCCUCAGUGCCUCCCCCUCCAGCGGCAGCUCCCCCACCACCAGGUCAGCCCUCUGUGCAGGCUCCAGGCAGCUCCUACCCUCCUCACAUGCAGAUUCUUCUCCCUGCUCUCUCGCCUACGAUGACAAUGGGCACGGUUCAGAGGUGGGAGAAGAAGGUUGGUGAGAAACUGAGUGAAGGAGACUUACUGGCAGAAAUUGAAACAGACAAAGCCACGAUAGGCUUUGAAGUGCAGGAAGAAGGUUACCUGGCAAAAAUUCUGGUGUCUGAAGGAACAAGGGAUGUGCCAUUAGGAACCCCACUCUGUAUCAUUGUGGAGAAGGAGUCUGAUAUUCCAGCAUUUGCUGACUACAGGGAGACUGGAGUACCUGACAUCAAACCACAAGCACCACCACCUAGUCCUCCCCCUCCGGCGGCAACACCUCCACCCCAGCCCACUGCUCCUUCAGCUCCAGCAGUCACAUCACCCGGGGCUCCCGCACAUAAAGGAAGGGUAAUAAUUAGCCCCCUGGCGAAGAAAUUGGCAGCAGAAAGAGGAAUUGACAUUGUGCAGGUGAAAGGUACUGGACCAGAUGGCAGAAUCACGAAGAAAGAUAUUGAGUCAUUUGUGCCUCCAAAGGUUGUCCCUCCCCAGGCAGCUCCUGUUGCACCUGCAGCUCCAAUAGCAGCACCACCUCCUUCAGGCGUCUUCACAGAUAUCCCCAUCAGUAAUAUUCGGAGGGUCAUUGCUCAGCGUUUGAUGCAGUCUAAACAAACAAUACCUCACUACUAUCUGUCUAUUGAUAUAAAUGUGGGAGAAAUACUGGAGCUCAGGAAAGAACUUAAUAAGGAGGUGUCAGAGAACAUUAAGCUUUCUGUCAAUGAUUUCAUCAUUAAAGCUUCAGCUCUGGCAUGUGUGAAGGUGCCUGAAGCCAAUUCCUCAUGGUUGGACACUGUUAUCAGGCAAAAUCAUGUAGUGGAUGUUAGCAUUGCAGUGAGUACUCCUGCAGGGCUUAUAACACCCAUCGUGUUCAAUGCGCACAUAAAGGGACUGGCUUCCAUUAGUAAAGACGUUGCCUCUUUGGCAGCCAAAGCACGAGAAGGUAAACUUCAGCCCCAUGAAUUCCAGGGAGGCACUUUUACGGUUUCCAAUUUAGGAAUGUAUGGGAUUAAGAAUUUCUCUGCCAUAAUCAAUCCCCCUCAGGCAUGUAUUCUGGCAGUUGGUACUUCAGAAAACAGGCUGGUGCCAGCAAAUAAUGAGAAGGGGUUUGAUGUGGCCAGCAUGAUGUCCGUUACUCUCAGUUGUGACCAUCGAGUUGUGGAUGGAGCAGUUGGAGCCCAGUGGCUUGCUGAGUUCAAAAAGUUCCUUGAAAAGCCAACAACCAUGCUGCUAUAAUCGAACCAAACAACCAAGACUUUCCUAGGUCACAUUGUUCUGUUCUAAUCAAGCUAUUUAUAUUUCAGUGAUUAGACUCUAUUAAACAAAUUUUCCUUUUUUAUUUUAAA